This is a messenger RNA of Quercus robur (English oak), 870 nucleotides long. Its product is annotated as frataxin, mitochondrial. The record is from RefSeq and is a predicted model, not a curated record. Gene Ontology annotation, biological process: iron incorporation into metallo-sulfur cluster; intracellular iron ion homeostasis. Gene Ontology annotation, molecular function: ferrous iron binding; 2 iron, 2 sulfur cluster binding; ferric iron binding. Bases 35 to 598 code for a protein of 187 amino acids. Gene Ontology annotation, cellular component: mitochondrion. The transcript has 5 exons. NCBI's taxonomy places the organism in Eukaryota, Viridiplantae, Streptophyta, Magnoliopsida, Fagales, Fagaceae.
GUGGAAACGAACAGUGUUCCCUUCUGUUAGUGUUAUGGCUUCCAGGUUGCGUUUCUUCCAAAGGCUCCCAAAGCUUCUAAAGCUGAAUUCUUCUUCUUCUUCUCAAUCGAUUCGUAGAUUCCGUUUUCUGCUUCUAGGAACUUCGGGACCUCUCACUCUUUCCGAGAAGAUCGCUCAUCGGUUUCCUGCUUCUAGAACCUUCUCUUCGAAUCUCGUCCAAGAUUCUCAAGGCCCCGCCGCCAUUGAUUACAGUUCUGUACUGCAGGAGGAUGAGUUUCACACGCUAGCCAAUUCCACAAUACAUCACUUCCUAGAGAAACUCGAGGAAUACGGUGAUAAUGUUGAAAUCGAUGGCUUUGACGUAGACUAUGGGAAUGAGGUGUUGACCUUAAAACUUGGUGAUCUGGGUACCUAUGUUUUGAACAAACAAACACCAAAUAGACAGCUUUGGCUAUCUUCCCCAGUGAGUGGUCCAUCCAGGUUUGAUUGGGAUCGGAAUGCUCAAACUUGGGUUUAUAGGCGGACGAAAGCGGAUUUGCUGAAAAUUUUAAAAAGUGAGUUGGAGCAACUGUGUGGUGAGCCCAUUAAUCUUUCUUAAACUAUGGCAAAAGCUGUGAUAAAAGAGUUCCUUUUGGGAAAUUUUGUUUCAGUGCUGACACGAGUUAGGCUGUUUGCCUCUCUUGGCCUAUAUAUUGGUUUUCCAUUCAUAAAUUUGUAUGGUUAUACCUUUUUACACGAAAAAUAUAAAUUUGUUGUAGUUAUAUGGAUUUCACUUGUGGCCCUUUGUGUACUUAGAAGCGUGAGCACCUUCUUAUGUAGAGGAAAAAAUUAAAAUAAUGGACAAAAUAAAGCUUCUGUUUCUGUUGGAAA